AUGGCGCUUCCUACCAUCAAGGACAUUGCGGAGAUGAUGAAGACUUUCACUAAGGGGAUGAAUCUCCCUCCGAAGCUGCCGAAGGAGAUUCUGAAUAAGACCGUAAACCUAAGCCCUGAGAUUCCUUCGCCUGAUGACUCGGAGCAAUGCCUUAAUAGCCAGACCGGUGAAGUGUAUUAUAUCAACAAGAUCACUGGCGAGAGGACAAAGGAAGAACCCUGGAGCCCCCGCAGUAGCCACUACUCCAACUCGAGCUUCGAAGAGUACUCCGAUGAGAGCAACAACAAUGGCGGGAGUACUGAUCACUCACCAAUUUCCACCGUCACCAAUAUCUCCCUCAAAGAGGAGCCGAAAACCGAACCUGAGUACCUCAUCCUGGUCGGGUGCACCGAGUGCAUGAAGUACAUGAUGGUCGCAAAAACCACCGCGGCAUGCCCCAAGUGCAAUGGGGAGCUCAUGUUCUUUGACCAGGUGGAUUGA
Ananas comosus (pineapple) is the source of this 480-nucleotide messenger RNA. RefSeq lists its product as uncharacterized. The record is from RefSeq and is a predicted model, not a curated record. Lineage: Eukaryota; Viridiplantae; Streptophyta; Magnoliopsida; Poales; Bromeliaceae. The transcript has 2 exons. Bases 1 to 480 code for a protein of 159 amino acids.